Messenger RNA from Nilaparvata lugens (brown planthopper), 1930 nucleotides. RefSeq names its product glutamate receptor ionotropic, delta-1-like. Gene Ontology annotation, molecular function: ligand-gated monoatomic ion channel activity. Lineage: Eukaryota; Metazoa; Arthropoda; Insecta; Hemiptera; Delphacidae. The transcript is spliced from 10 exons. The coding region runs from base 212 to 1879 and encodes 555 amino acids. The record is from RefSeq and is a predicted model, not a curated record. Gene Ontology annotation, cellular component: membrane.
AAUAAAUCUCAAUAUUAUUUUUAUUAUAACAAAAAUCACUACUAGGUUUAAGUCAUUAGAGCCAUUAUCAAGUGUGAAAUAAUGUGAGUGUAUUAUUAUACAAUUGAAAAUGUCUUCAAUGAAUUGAAACUAGUGAUUUGUUGUAAUAAAACAAAGGUACCUAUAUAGGCCCACACUUGGUGAACCAUGAAAAAGCAAUAUUUUUGAAAUCAUGAAUCGAACGAAUUUCGUCGGUCUCCUAUUAACAACUCUUUGCUCGAAUUAUCCACCUCCAAGCAGAUUUACAGUAAAGGAUAAAGACGGCAGUAACAAUUUCACAACUAGAGCUCCAGACACUGGAAACACUACUGGAUUUGAAUGCACGUUGAAAGAUGGUGAUGAAGUCAAAAAAGAUAUUCUGCGAGGAAAACAUCUAAGAAUUGCUACAUUCAAGCGAGAUUGGCCCCUUAGUUAUGUCGAAAAAGACAAGAAUGGAGUGUUAAAAGGCAGCGGAAUUGCAUUUCAAAUAAUUGAAACACUGAGAAAACAGUACGGAUUCACUUAUUCCAUUGUGCUGCCCAACAAAGAUAUACUUGGCGAUGAGAAGUCUGGAAUACUGGAGUUGCUGCAUAAUAGGAAAGUUGAGAUGGCAGCUGCGUUUCUGCCAGUUCUUCAUGGCAGAUACGACAGUCUAAGCUGGGGCACUGAGCUCAUUCAAAACCAAUACUACGUGCUUAUGAAGCGACCUAAGGAAUCUGCCACCGGAUCAGGACUAUUGGCUCCUUUUGAGGACGAGGUUUGGCAACUGAUCCUGGUUUCGUUGCUACUGGUGGGUCCCACUAUGUACGGCAUUAUUAAACUGAGAGACAAGCUCUGUGGAGGAAACCACAGUCGCUCUUUCUCACUCUCCAGCUGUGCUUGGUUCGUGUACGGUGCACUGAUGAAGCAAGGCUCCACACUCAAUCCUGCCACAGAUUCAUCCAGAGUUCUUUUUGCUACGUGGUGGAUUUUCAUAAUGAUUUUGACCGCAUUCUAUACGGCCAAUCUGACAGCGUUUCUCACGCUAUCCAAGUUUACACUUCCGAUCCAGAAUAUAGAAGACAUUGCUCGACUCUCCUAUCACUGGUUCACUAGAGACGGAGGCAUACUCGAAUUCGCUAUAAAGGUAGAAACCGAUCUGAAUGUGCUAAGAUACUCAGCAAGCCGAGGAUACGGACAUUUUGUGAAUGUCAGAAAUCAGGAUCAAGUAAAAAACCUGAUUGCGAAAGAUUGGCUGUACCUUGAAGAGAAGCGGGAACUGAUGUAUUUCAUGAUGACCGAUUAUAUAAACAAGACAAUGAAGCAGGUGUUGGAGAAAGACAGAUGUACCUAUGUGUUGACAGCCGACAGCUAUCUCACUCGCUCCACAGCGUUCGCAUAUCCCAAGCACAGCAUUCUGCCAGCGCUUUUCAACAGGGUGAUGUUAUCGUACGUGGAGUCAGGCAUAAUCAAUCACUUGGCAGCCUUCAACUCGCUGUCGGACACGCAGAUCUGCCCCCUCAAUCUGCACAACAAAGAACGCCAGUUGAGGAACACCGACCUCUUGACGACCUACUAUGCGGUCAUGUCGGGUUUCCUGACCGCUGCGGUCGUUCUAGUCUGCGAAAUCAUCUGGAGAAAACUGGCCGGCAGCCGCGGAAGUUCAGCGGGAAAGUCGUGGAAAAUCGAGGAAAUCUUUGAUCUGGGGGUGAAAAAGCGGCCCCGUUUUGCAGUAUGGCGUCGAGCGUUCGCUGGCCUGCUGAAGGAUGCCGAGAAGAGAGAGGUCAACGGAAGGGAGUAUUAUGUGGUGAAGACUAGACAAGGAGAGAAGAGGUUGAUACCGGUUAGGCCUCUGUCCUCGUUUCUCUUCCAAAAAAGAUAGAGAGAAGAAGGAGAAGGAGAAAGUGGAGAUGAAAACGAAGGAAGAGAAGGU